Messenger RNA from Girardinichthys multiradiatus, 1619 nucleotides. RefSeq names its product eukaryotic translation initiation factor 3, subunit E, b (gene eif3eb). Lineage: Eukaryota; Metazoa; Chordata; Actinopteri; Cyprinodontiformes; Goodeidae. The record is from RefSeq and is a predicted model, not a curated record. Gene Ontology annotation, molecular function: translation initiation factor activity. Gene Ontology annotation, cellular component: nucleus; eukaryotic translation initiation factor 3 complex; cytoplasm. Gene Ontology annotation, biological process: translational initiation.
CGUCUGUCCUCUGUUGGUCAAUAAAGUUUUGUUUUAAGGCCGGUAAAGAUGGCGGAAUACGAUCUAACAACUAAGAUAGCCCAUUUUGUGGACCGACAUCUGGUUUUUCCUCUGUUGGAGUUCUUAUCUGUGAAAGAGAUCUACAAUGAGAAGGAACUCCUCCAGGGAAAGCUGGAGCUCCUCAGUGACACCAACAUGGUGGACUUCGCCAUGGAUGUGUACAAAAACUGGUACCCAGACGAAGAAAUCCCACACUCCUUGAGGGAGAAGAGGAGCAACGUGGUGGCCCAACUGAAGCAGCUCCAGUCGGAGACAGAGCCCAUCAUCAAGAUGUUUGAAGACCCAGAGACCACACGGCAGAUGCAGUCCACCAGGGAUGGGAGGAUGCUGUUUGACUACCUGUCAGAGAAACACAAUUUUCGUCAGGAGUACCUGGACACGCUGUACAGGUAUGCAAAGUUCCAGUAUGAGUGCGGGAACUACUCUGGGGCUGCAGAAUACCUCUACUUCUUCUGCGUCCUGGUUCCCUCCACAGACAGGAAUGCUUUGAGUUCUUUAUGGGGAAAACUGGCCUCAGAGAUCCCGAUGCAGAACUGGGAAGCAGCUAUGGAGGAUCUGACCCGUCUGAGGGAAACCAUUGACAACAACUCUGUGAGCUCUCCCCUCCAGUCGCUCCAGCAGAGGACCUGGCUCAUCCACUGGUCUCUGUUUGUGUUUUUCAACCAUCCCAAAGGCAGAGACAACAUCAUCGAUCUCUUCCUCUACCAGCCUCAGUACUUGAAUGCCAUCCAGACGAUUUGUCCACACAUCCAACGGUACCUCACAACUGCAGUCAUCACCAACAAGGAUGUACGGAAGCGACGGCAGGUGCUGAAGGACCUGGUGAAAGUCAUCCAGCAGGAGUCGUACACAUACAAGGACCCGAUCACAGAGUUUGUGGAGUGUCUCUACGUGCACUUUGACUUUGACAGCGCUCAAAAGAAGCUGAGGGAGUGUGAGUCGGUUCUGAUGAACGAUUUCUUCCUGGUGGCUUGUUUGGAGGAUUUUAUCGAGAACGCCCGUCUCUUUAUCUUUGAGACCUUCUGUCGGAUACAUCAGUGCAUCAGCAUUAGCAUGCUGGCAGACAAACUCAACAUGUCUCCGAUCCGAAACGCCAGACUAGACGCCAAGAUCGACUCCAAACUGGGUCACGUUGUCAUGGGAAACAACGCAGUGUCGCCGUACCAGCAGGCGAUUGAGAAGACCAAGAGCUUGUCUUUCCACAGCCAGAUGUUGGCCAUGAACAUCGAGAAGAGGGUGGCCCACAGCAACAGGAAUGAGACACCAAACUGGGCGGCUCAGGACCCCGGCUUUUACUGAGAUGGAACCACCCUCAUGAAGAUCCAAACAGCUCAUUUUAAUAAUAUCUAAGCUGUUUAUUACCAGUUUAACCAGUAAUUUUGUAACUUAUUGAGCAAAACUAAAUCUAGAAGCUGCAGAUGAGUCUGAUGAAGACUUUUUAUUUAUUUUCUCCUGUUUGAAACAUGUGACUAACUUAACUUUUUAGUUUUGUUUGGAUGGUUUUGAAAUGCUGCUCUGACCUUUUAAGUCAUUACAUUAAAUGUUUGUAUCCCUCUUGA